This is a messenger RNA of Quercus lobata, 630 nucleotides long. RefSeq names its product germin-like protein 9-3. The coding region runs from base 1 to 612 and encodes 203 amino acids. NCBI's taxonomy places the organism in Eukaryota, Viridiplantae, Streptophyta, Magnoliopsida, Fagales, Fagaceae. Gene Ontology annotation, molecular function: manganese ion binding. The transcript is spliced from 2 exons. The record is from RefSeq and is a predicted model, not a curated record.
AUGAAAUUCUUCUCACUUCUAAUUUCUUCAUUUGCCAUCAUCCAAAUGGCAAUGGCUGGAGACCCAGACAUCCUCACUGAUUUUAUAGUCCUCCCAAAUGUCACCAACGUUGAUGGGAAUUUCUUCACAUUCACUGGCUUGCGUGACCUUUUCAAGGGAGGCCCUUCCACAACCCUCAAAGUCUCGAAAGUAAUCUUGGCCGAGUUCUCUACUCUCAAUGGGCAGAGUGUUUCUUAUGCUGUCCUUGGAUACCCGGCUGGCACAACUAGCCCACCCCACGUUCAUCCUCGUGCUUCUGAGCUUCUUUUCGUGGUUGAAGGUACCCUUCAAGUCGGGUUUGUUGAUACAACCAACAAGCUCUUUACUCAGACACUACAAAUGGGUGAUAUCUUUGUGUUCCCAAAGGGACUUGUGCACUUCCAGUACAAUGCUGAUGCACAAAUACCUGUUGUAGCGAUUUCAGCAUUUGGGAGUGCAAAUGCUGGAACCGUUUCAAUUCCCAUCACUUUGUUCACUACUGGCAUUGACGAUGUUGUCUUGGCUAAAUCCUUCAAGACCAAUACUACCACCAUAGAAGCUCUUAAGUCUGGUCUUGCUCCUCCCAUGCCUUGAGGAUAGCAUUCAUUAAGA